GACAGUCGUCCAGCAGGAUGAAGCUGACGCUCCCGAACCCGGGCCUGGAGAAGCGGAUCCCGUCCCACGCCGACCUGGACCGCAUGGAAGUGGAGGAGGCUGACAGCAGGCCCAAAUGGGACAACAAGACCCAGUACAUGCUCACCUGCGUGGGCUUCUGUGUGGGGCUCGGCAACGUCUGGAGGUUCCCGUACCUGUGCCAGAGUCAUGGGGGAGGUGCAUUCAUGAUCCCCUUCCUGAUCCUGCUGGUGCUGGAGGGGAUUCCUCUGCUGCAUCUGGAGUUUGCUAUCGGCCAGAGACUCAGGAGCGGCAGUGUGGGCGUCUGGAGGUCCAUCAGCCCCUACCUCACUGGAGUCGGUAUCGCCUCCAUGCUGGUGUCGUUCGUGGUGGGCAUGUACUACAACACCAUCAUGGCCUGGGUCAUGUGGUAUUUCUUCAACUCCUUCCAGGACCCGUUGCCAUGGAGCCAGUGUCCUCUCAAUGCCAACAGAACAGGGUAUGUGUCGGAGUGCGCCCGCAGCUCGCCUGUGGACUACUUCUGGUACCGGGAGACCCUGAACGCGGGGACGACCAUCGAGGACUCGGGAGGCCUGCAGUGGUGGAUGGUGUUGGCUCUGCUGAGUGCCUGGGUCGUGCUCUACGUGUCGGCCAUCAGAGGCAUCGAGACCACCGGGAAGGCUGUCUACAUAACUUCCACUUUGCCGUACAUCGUGCUCACUAUCUUCCUGAUAAGAGGAUUGACUCUAAAAGGCUCCAUCGACGGGAUAAAGUUCCUCUUCACCCCUGACGUGAAUGAGCUGAUGAACCCCAGCACGUGGUUGGACGCCGGAGCGCAGGUGCUGUUCUCCUUCUCGCUGGCCUUUGGAGGCCUUAUCUCUUUCUCCAGCUACAACUCCGUCCACAACAACUGUGAGCAGGAUGCGGUGAUCAUCUCGGUGAUAAACGGCGCCACCUCCGUCUACUCGGCAACAGUCAUCUACUCCAUCAUCGGCUUCAGGGCCACCGAGAAGUUCGAUGAAUGCAUGAACGGAAACAUCCUGGCUGUGAUGAAUGCCUUCGACUUUCCAGAGGGUAACCUCACGGAGAGCAACUACAAUGCCACCGUUACCCAACUCAACCAGACACACCCAGACAUCAUCGCCGGCCUGGACCUGGAGUUCUGUGACCUCAAGCAGCUCCUUAGCCAGGGCGUGGAGGGCACAGGCCUGGCCUUCAUCGUCUUCACGGAGGCCAUCACCAAGAUGCCGGUGUCGCCCAUGUGGUCCAUCCUCUUCUUCAUCAUGCUCUUCUGCCUCGGCCUGUCCACCAUGUUUGGCAACAUCGAGGGCUGCGUGGUGCCCCUGCAGGACCUCAACAUCCUGCCAAGGACGUGGCCCAAGGAGGUCUUCACCGGCCUGACGUGUCUGGUGUCCUUCCUGAUCGCGUUGAUCUUCGUGCAGGGCUCGGGCAGCUAUUGGCUGGCCCUGUUCGACAGUUUCGCCGGCUCCAUCCCGCUGCUCGUCAUCGCCUUCUGUGAGUUGAUGGCCGUCUCCUAUAUCUACGGCAUCGACAGAUUUAACGAAGACAUAGAGUUCAUGAUCGGCCACAAGCCUAACAUCUUCUGGCAGUUCACCUGGCGUUUCCUGAGCCCAGCCAUCAUCCUCGUCAUCCUGAUCUUCUACUUUGUCACCACGUUGUCCAAACCGCUGGAAUACCUCGUCUGGGACCCUAGCGCGGAGGUAUUCCCAGUUCUGAAUGAAGUGGGCUAUCCUGACUGGAUAAGCGCCAUCAUCUUCGUCCUGGCCGGAAUUCCCAGUUUGGCGAUUCCCUGUGUUGCCAUCAUAAAAUUCAUCUUCUGCCGGAACAAGUCAGGUGAUGACGACGUAGAGGCCAUCAGCACGAUAUCUGACACAGUGAAGAUGAAAGACAUCAAGACAUCCAACUAAAAUCUCCGCUCGGUGUUCAUCGAGAUGACGCAAUGUCAAGCUUGGCUGCAUGCCGGCCCUUUUAAGAGACAAUGGUCGUUCUGUUUGUGCUUCAUAAAACGCCAUGGUUAAAGUUUAACCGAGAACCUGUGCAACGUUAUCAGAAUAAUGGUAUAAACACGUCGUUAGCGCUUCCUUAAAGGAUAACUCCAGCCAAUUUCAACAUGCAGUUGUAAUGCUUACACUACCCUGGACUUGUCAGUGAUCCUGGUCAUUGUAAUGGGGGCAGGUGUUUGUUUACAUUUCAAAAAAUAAUUUUUAUCUAUUCCCAAAAACAUCCAAAAGGUUAUGCAACAUCAGCAGACAACUAGCAAACAGUGAUAUAUUUUGGGAAAAUAUUUGGAGUAGGCCUAUGUUAAGAUUUUUUAAAAUGUAAACAAAAUCUGCCCCCAUUAAAAUAGCUCAUAUCUCGGAAAGGGCUGAGCCAAAAAAUGCGGCAUCACUGGGUAUAUGGCAAGUCAAGGGUAGCGUGAGCAAUACAACAGCAUAUUGAAAUUGGCAGGAGUGCUCCUUUAAAUAUAAUUUAUAUUGAAAAACUAUUUAAAGCCAUGUCCUCCAUCAAUUUGUUUUCAGCUGGACAUUGUCUUAUGUUUAUAAAAACUUGUGUAAAAAAAUGGCAUAAUGCGAAUGAUGUUUAAAGCCAUUAUACUAGUCCACUGCCGUGUUUUGCCAUAAUGGAAACUCCUGCAUGGAAUUGCACUUUGUCCACAAGAGUAUUGUGAGGACAUUAUAGGGUAUUUUGUGAACAAAUUUCUGUGUAGAUUAUGUUUUGUGAGAUGUUUGAGAGGUUAUUGUUGAACAUAUUUGUGAACUGACAGAGAUUCACCAUGUGUGUCUGAUGUUAUUUAUGUUUGAAGGGAAUUAUCAGUAUGUGUACUGAUUUAUCAAUAGGCAUUUUGUUGGAGUGUUAUUAUUUCAUUUUGAGUCCUUUCAUAACAAGUGAUUGUUUUUAAUUUGAAUA
Engraulis encrasicolus (European anchovy) is the source of this 2925-nucleotide messenger RNA. Its product is annotated as sodium-dependent neutral amino acid transporter B(0)AT1-like. The coding region runs from base 18 to 1925 and encodes 635 amino acids. Gene Ontology annotation, cellular component: plasma membrane. Gene Ontology annotation, biological process: sodium ion transmembrane transport. The transcript is spliced from 12 exons. The record is from RefSeq and is a predicted model, not a curated record. NCBI's taxonomy places the organism in Eukaryota, Metazoa, Chordata, Actinopteri, Clupeiformes, Engraulidae.